CAGAUUCUUAUGUCCAAGUUUCUGAAUAUGUUUUACUUUCUCCCUUCUCUGCAGGUCUUGGCAGAAAACCUCACCAUGGUCACUGAGUUCCUGUCGCUGGGAUUUUCAAGCCUUGGUGAAAUUCAGCUUGCCCUCUUUGUGGUGUUCCUUUUUCUGUAUCUAGUCAUUCUUAGUGGAAAUAUCACUAUUAUCAGUGUCAUCCAUCUGGGUCAAAGCCUCCACACACCAAAGUACUUCUUUCUUGGCAUUCUCUCAACAUCUGAGACUUUCUACACCUUUGUCAUCCUACCCAAGAUGCUCAUCAAUCUACUUUCGGAGGCCAGGACAAUCUUCUUCAUGUGUUGUGCCAUUCAAAUGUUUUUCUUUCUUGGUUUUGCUAUCACUAACUGCCUGCUGUUGGGUGUGAUGGGUUAUGAUCACUAUGCUGCCAUUUGUCACCCUCGGCAUUACCACAUUCUUAUGAGUUGGCAGGUGUGUGGAAAACUGGCAGCUGUCUGUGGGACUGGAAGUUUCUUGGCCUCCCUUACAGUAGUAAGUUUAGUUUUCAGCCUCCCUUUUUGUAAUGCCAACAAGGUCAAUCAUUACUUCUGUGACAUCUCUCCAGUCAUUCGUCUGGCUGGUACCAAUACA
Messenger RNA from Carlito syrichta (Philippine tarsier), 630 nucleotides. RefSeq names its product olfactory receptor 10R2-like. The annotation marks the transcript as partial. Gene Ontology annotation, biological process: G protein-coupled receptor signaling pathway. Gene Ontology annotation, molecular function: olfactory receptor activity. Lineage: Eukaryota; Metazoa; Chordata; Mammalia; Primates; Tarsiidae. The record is from RefSeq and is a predicted model, not a curated record. The transcript has a single exon. Gene Ontology annotation, cellular component: membrane.